Molecule: messenger RNA, 3882 nt
Organism: Clonostachys rhizophaga
Lineage: Eukaryota; Fungi; Ascomycota; Sordariomycetes; Hypocreales; Bionectriaceae
Source: the annotation of a GenBank genome assembly
AUGAGUUCAAAUCCAACCCUCGCUCCCAAAGGCAUUAGGUUUGCCAUAGACCGGGGUGGCACUUUUACCGAUGCGUGGGCGGCAGUUGAGGGCCAGCCUGACAUAGUCCUCAAGCUUCUGUCCGUUGACCCCGAGAACUAUGCAGAUGCACCUUCAGAAGUGCUGGAGCAGGUAACCGGAACUACAAUCCCUCGAUCCUCGCGACUGCCGAAAGAGCACAUUGAAUCCAUCCGGAUGGGCAAUACCGUUGCCACAAAUGCUCUCCUCGAGCGGAAGGGAACUAGGCUCGCUCUCGUCGUCACAGAGGGCUUCCGCGACCUUCUCGACAUAGGUCACCAGUCUCGCCCAAAGUUGUUCGCUCUGGAUCAUAGAAAGCCAGACACGCUGUACGAGGAGGUUGUUGAAAUCUCGGAGAGAAUCACGGUUGAGGAUUUUGAGGACCGACCCGAGGAGCUCGUCCUGCCCACCAAAGGUAUUCCUGGGACACUGGUGGAGGGCUCAACGGGAGACAUCUUGCGUAUAAUCAAGCCUCUCGAUGUUGAGGAGGUAAAAACAAAGCUACUUGCUAUUCGAGAGAAAGGGAUCGAUGCCCUGGCCAUUUGCUUCGCUCACUCCUAUCUUUACCCCCAGCAUGAAGAGGCUGUGACCAAGAUUGCCAUGGAGCUCGGCUUCACUCAUACAUCCGCCUCCUCUAUCGUAGGCGCGAAGAUGAUCAAGAUGAUCUCGCGAGGUAGCUCCGCCUCUGCGGAUGCAUAUCUCACCCCGGAGAUCCAACGCUAUGUUCAGACCUUCGCCAAGGGCUUUGAGGGUGGCAACUUGGAUGGUGUGAGGUGCGAUUUCAUGCAGAGUGAUGGCGGCCUGGUCAACUAUAAGUACUUCAACGGCCUCAAGGCCAUUUUGAGCGGACCUGCAGGCGGCGUUGAGGGUUACGCUCGUACCUCAUACGAUGGAAAGACGCCAGUUGUCGGAUUUGACAUUGGUGGCACUUCGACAGACGUUUCUCGAUACGGCGGAUCAUUUGAGCAUGUUUUUGAAACGACCACGGCUGGCGUCGCGAUCCAAAGCCCCCAGUUGGAUAUCAAUACUGUGGCAGCUGGGGGCGGCAGCAUAUUGUAUUGGGAAAACGGUCUUUUCAGAGUUGGACCCGAGAGUGCUGGGGCGCACCCAGGCCCGGCUUCCUAUCGCAAGGGUGGCCCUCUUACAGUGACGGAUGCCAAUCUGAUGCUUAGUCAGUUACUUCCCCAGUACUUCCCCUCCAUCUUUGGUCCGAACGAGGAUCAGCCCUUGGACGAUGGAAUUAUGCGCCAAAAGUUCACUGAGCUGGCGGACACAAUAAACCGAGAGACCGGCCGUUCCAUGAGCCCCAUGGAAGUAGCAAAUGGCUUCAUAGACGUGGCUAAUGAAGCGAUGGGGCGGCCUACUUGUGCCAUCACAGAAGCAAGAGAGCAUGACACCUCAGCUCACAACUUGGGUGUUUUCGGAGGAGCGGGUGGACAGCAUGCCUGCGAUUUAGCCAAGAAACUGGAUAUCAAGCGGGUCAUUAUUCACAAGUUCUCGAGUAUCCUCUCAGCAUACGGCAUGGCUCUUGCUGGAGUUUCGCAAGAGCUACAAGAGCCAAGCAGCGAGACGCUUUCCGCCGAAUCUAUGCCAAAUAUCCAACAGAGAAUCCAAAUUCUCAAGAGUGAGGCAAAGGCCAAACUGCUCGCCCAAGGGAUAGAUGAGGAUGCCAUUCGAUUCGAUGUGUAUCUGCAUCUGAGAUAUGAGGGUACAGAGUCUCAACUCAUGAUCCAUGAGCCGGAUGAUGGUCAUUUCAGGUUCGCCUUUGAGAAAGAACAUUUAAGGGAGCUGGCGUUCUUGCUUCCAGACUCUAAACGGGUUCUCGUCGAUGAUAUCAGGGUCUGCGGCGUUGGGGCAAGCGAACACGUCAGUCAAGACAAUGGUCGCCUUCGUAAGGAGCUAGAGGAGACCUCAUUUGUCCCCAUCGAAGCACGAAAUGCGGCUCACAAGACAAAGUUAUACUUUAGCCCAGUUGGAUACCAGAUGGCACCGGUGUUCCUACUGGAGCAACUGAAGAGAGGCGACGUUGUGGAGGGACCUGCUUUAAUUAUUGACAAGACGCAAAAGAUUGUUGUCGCCCCUAGCUCGAAAGCCUCGAUCCUGACUUCUCACGUAAUCAUUGAUCGAUCAGAUGAAAAUACGGUUCCUGUCGUGGACGCGACGGAAGAUGUGGCCGACCUAAUCCAGCUGUCCGUCUACAGCCACCGUUUCAUGUGGAUUGCGGAACAGAUGGAGAACCAGUCUCUCCCUCAACAUAAAGAGAGAGUAGAUUUCUCUGGCGCGAUAUUCGGGCCGGACGCCGAGCUUGUCGCCAACGCACCGCAUGUCCCGGUGCACCUGGGUAGCAUGAGUUACGCCGUAAAAUACCAGUCGGAGUUUCACAAGGGUAAUCUGAAGCCUGGAGAUGUCCUCGUCUCAAACCACCCGGAAGCCGGUGGAACUCAUUUGCCAGAUAUCACUGUCAUUACUCCCGUGUUCGAGCCGGAUGGAAAGACGAUUUGCUUUUAUACCGCUUCUAGAGGCCAUCAUAUGGAUAUUGGGGGACUGAAAGGAACCUCGAUGCCGCCGGAUUCGACUUCAUUAUACCACGAAGGUACGUCUAUCAAGUCUUUCUUUUUAGUGAGAGAUGGAAAGUUUGAUGAGAAGGGUAUUUGCGAUAUCCUACUCGAGCCCGGCACGCAUGAUGGCUGCACUGGCUCUCGGAGACUUGGUGAUAACAUCUCAGACUUGCAAGCGCAGAUUGCCGCAAACAACAAGGCCGAGAAUGGAAAGAACAAGGUCCAUUUCUAUAUGAAAAAGAUUCAGGAGAAUGCCGAAAUUGCGGUCAGAAACUAUCUCAAGGGAGUUAGACAAAAGAAUGGAGUUGCUCUUCUGACUGCUGAAGACUCGAUGGAUAACGGAUCGACAAUGAAGGUUUCGAUCACAAUUGAUAAGGAAGGAACUGGAAUAUUUGACUUUGAAGGCACAUCUUCGGAGAUGCUUUCGAAUAUGAAUGCCCCUCCUGCCAUCACUUACUCGGCGUUCAUCUACACCAUGCGGCGAUUUUCAGCUCAACCAAGGAUGCCUAACCCCCACAAGGGUUCUCAUCCCGAAAACACCUUUUUGAACCCCUCUGUUGGCCGAGCUGUCUGCUGUGGCAAUACACUCACCUCCCAGAGGGUUACUGACCUCUUGCUGAAGGCCUUCCGCGCGGCUGCCGCCUCGCAAGGAUGCAUGAAUUGCAUGGGCUUCUUCAGCCAAGGUGGGCUUGGUUUAGAUGGAAAACCACUGCCGGGAUUCACAUACAACUAUGGAGAGACGAUUGCCGGGGGCGCCGGUGCUGGGCCAACAUGGCACGGCGCAAGUGGCUUACACACCCACAUGACCAACACCAGGACCACGGAUGCUGAAGUAUUGGAGAGACGAUACCCCAUCCUGGUGCGCGAGUUCUCCAUCCGCAUAGGAAGUGGCGGAAAGGGCAAGUUUAACGGUGGUUGCGGCGUGGUGAGAGACUUUGAGUGCCGUGCUCCCCUCACCUUCAGCAUGAUCUCGGAGCGUCGAGUGAAUCAGCCCUAUGGGAUGGAGGGUGGAGAACCUGGUCAACGCGGGAUAAAUUACUGGGCUCAGCGCAAUGAAGAUUCAUCGUAUACUUGGCUCAACAUAGGGCCAAGGGGCCAAAUUGAUAUGGGCCUGGGUGAUCGAUUCGUUGUUCACACUCCAGGGGGUGGUGCUUGGGGCAAGGUAGGGGAUGGUGAUUCAAUCGCCAUUGAGAAAAAGAAUGUCGAUUUCCAGCCACGCGCCAAUGGAAGCCUGAAUGCUUUCCUUGCGGCUCAGUUAGAAGCUUAG